This is a messenger RNA of Angiostrongylus costaricensis, 732 nucleotides long. The record is from the annotation of a GenBank genome assembly. Lineage: Eukaryota; Metazoa; Nematoda; Chromadorea; Rhabditida; Metastrongylidae.
AUGAACAGUUUGAAAUUGAAUUUGAAUCAUCGGGAAAUCUACAAUGACGCCAACUUUGACUGCUUUAGAAAACACUAUGCUGUUCGCAAGAUUUCACGUAGCACUAUUGGUCUUUUGCAGUUCGCUUUUGGUUGCAAAGCAAUGAGUUUAAAUGAUCGAGACAGAACGGAUCUCCUCAAUUUCAUCAACACUAUGCGCUCACUCGUUGCGCUCGGAGACUUUGAAGCGCAAAAUUUGCCUUCUGCUGGUGACAUGAACAAACUGAGAUGGGAUUGCGGUCUGGAGUCGUUGGCAGAGCAAGCUAUCGCCGAUUGUCCUGAAAAUCCACCGUCAGAAAUUCCGACCAACGGCGUAAAUUAUCGUUUCUACGGACGAAACUCGUCAUCACUCACGCUUAGAAAUUCUAUUCGAUCAGCAGUGCUGGAGUGGACAUCCAUAGAAGAUGUGAAUUGGUCAACUUCCAAUCUUUUCGACGGAAAUCCAACAUCGCGGAAUGUUGCCAAUAUGUUUCGUGCAACCACAACUGCGAUUGGUUGCUCCGAAAACAGGUGUGAGUUCAGUGCAUCGGCAGCAUGCGUCUUCUCGCAAUCUGGAAUACGAGCAGGAACACUGAUUUAUACAUCUGGAAGUCCUUGCAAAAACGACAACGAGUGCACUAGCUAUUCGCCAGCUUUUUGUGACUUCGGACUUUGCGUGAAUGCUGCCAGGCCAACUACAGAAGAUCCAAUUUAG